Uranotaenia lowii is the source of this 2643-nucleotide messenger RNA. RefSeq names its product nucleolar complex protein 2 homolog. The coding region runs from base 176 to 2602 and encodes 808 amino acids. The transcript is spliced from 2 exons. Gene Ontology annotation, biological process: negative regulation of transcription by RNA polymerase II; ribosomal large subunit biogenesis. Gene Ontology annotation, cellular component: Noc2p-Noc3p complex; nucleolus; nucleoplasm. Gene Ontology annotation, molecular function: histone binding; transcription corepressor activity. The record is from RefSeq and is a predicted model, not a curated record. Lineage: Eukaryota; Metazoa; Arthropoda; Insecta; Diptera; Culicidae.
AAAAAGGCAAAAAUGUCAAAAUCAAACAAAAGUCGGUAAACAAAAGCACAUCGUGGAAACGCAUCAACAACACAUCAACACGUGCAGCUGAGCCGUUUUCGAAAAUAUCGGAAAAUCGCUUUCAGGCAUUGGAAUUCUACAACAAGUGAAACGGUGAAAAAAAUCAGCACUGAAAAUGAAACCAAUGUCAAACGGUGUAGGAGGGCUCUCGAAAAAGAAAAAAAUAGGUAAGCGGCCCAGGCCUCCGGUGCAGGACAUGUCUUUGGAUAAUUUUCUUGAUAACAUGGAUGCCGACCUAGCUAGUGACGACGAUGUUGACGACAAACUGGCAGUCGAACCUCCACCGUCGAAGAAAAAAAAAGUAAAGACGGACAAAGUACCGAAACCGGAGGUAGAACCUGUGGUCGCUGGAAAGGAAAAGAAGAAAACGAAAAAGAAGGUUAAGGAUGCUUCCCCAAAAGAAGAAUGUGGCGGACAGAAAGAUGUUGAAAAAGAGCAUCAACAGGCAUUAGAUAAACUAGAGCAAACCGAUCCCGAAUUGUAUGCGUUUUUAAAAAAGAACGAUAAAAAAUUGCUGAAAUUCGGUGCUAUGUCUCAGAGCGAUGAGGAAGUCACGGACGAUGAUGAGGAAGACGAAGAUGCUGAGGGCGCUGUUCAUGAGCUUCCCGACAAAUUGGAGGUGGCCAGUGAUGAAAGUGACUUUGAGGAGGAUGAUGAAGCGGAUGACGAUGACGAAAAGGAAGAGGAUGAACAACCCGGCGUUCAGAGAAAACUUACACUGAAGCUGUUGAAAAAGUGGACAGAAGAGUUGACAAAACUUCCGAUAAAAAAUGUUGCCAUUAUCAGAACGGUUUGUAAAGCGUUCAAUUCAGUUCUGGUUACAGUGACUGGAGAAACCAAUGUUAUUCCGGCUUUUAAAGCAGAUGGUUCCGCUAUUUUCAAUGGAGUAGUCCAGCUAUGCGUUCUUCACUUGGCAAAUGCUGUUAAAAAUUAUCUGGGCGUCAAAAGUUCCAAGGACUUCAAAAACAUAAAGAAGAACAAAAAAUUUGCAAAGGUACAAUCCUGCCUCAGGAUGUAUUUGGUUGAUUUGACAAAUUUGUUGGAAAACGUGUCAUCCACACAUAUUAUGAAUGUUCUACUAAAACAUUUACAUCAGAUUUGUUCCCUUCUGACAUGCUACCCUCAAAUCACUAAACCAAUUCUCAAGAGAUUGAUUCUUAUCUGGAGUACUUCGGAAGAAGAAUCUAUCCGAGUGCUUGCCUUCCUUUGCAUAUUGAAGAUAACCUGUGGACAGAUGCGUCGCUUCCUUAGUGAUGUUUUGAAGAAUAUGUACUUGGCCUAUGUUAAAAACAGCAAGUUUGUAAGUCCGAAUACUCUUCCGGGGAUCAAUUUUAUGCGUCGUUCGCUUACUGAACUUUUUACCCUUGAUAUGUCAAUCUCAUAUCAACAUGUUUUCCUCUACAUACGUCAAUUGGCCAUUCAUCUCCGGAACGCCGUCAUUCUCCAGAAAAAGGAUAGCUUCCAGUACAUCUACAACUGGCAGUACGUCAACUCGUUGAAGCUCUGGUCCGAUGUUCUGGCUAUAACUUACGACAAGAAAGAACUAGAGCCGUUGAUCUAUCCACUCGUGAGCAUCAUAACAGGAGUCAUCAAAUUGAUCCCAUCUGCUCAAUACUUCCCACUUCGAUUCCAUUGCUGUCAUAUGCUGAUUGACCUUUCCGCUCGGACUCGAGUGUUCAUCCCGGUACUACCUUUCAUUGUGGAAGUGCUGAAUUCCAACAGUUUCAAUGAGGAUCACAAAAAGCUGUCUAUGAAGCCCACAAAUCUAACUUGUCUCCUACGAUUUGCUCCAGCCAACAUUCAGGAAAAUGCCUACAAAGACGCCGUUUUGGAUCAAAUCUACGAGCUUACCCUAGAAUAUCUCGCCAAUGAAUCAGCUUCAAUUUGUUUCCCAGAUUUAGUUGUUCCUAUCUUAACUGUGCUGCGGUCAUUUUGUAAAACUACUAAAGUUUACAAAUAUUCCCGUAAAAUCAAACAGCUAUCGGACAAAAUAGCUGAGAACGCCACAUUCAUUGAAAAGCGACGAGAAACUUUGGCCUUUACUUUGAAAGAUCCAACUGCGGUCGCCGGCUGGGAAGCUGCCCAGAAAGCCAACGGAACUCCGCUUCUUACCUUCUACCAGGCAUUCGCUAAGGAGAACGAAAAAUCAAAACGACGUCAAGCUAAUCAAUCCGACAACAUCAACGACUACGAGCUGCCUACGAUCAAGAAGUUGGACAAGAAGACCAAAACAUCUAAAAAGGCGGUGAACGAACCAACGGAUUUGUUCCCUUCUGACGACGACGAGGAUGAUUCCGGCAAUGGUCCGGAACUGGAUUCCGCCGAUGAAGAAGAACUUAAUAAUCUACGGAAAAAGAAAAAAGAUAAGAAGGUUAAAAAGAGCAAACAAGGAGCUGAAGAUGAGGCCACGAAGCUGAAGACUAAGAAAGGUAAGAAAAAACAAAAGAAAGCAGUAGAUGAGGGCGAUUUCCCGCUGGAAAAUGGACAGGAUACCGAAGGAGUAGAUAUUUUAAAAGAUUUAACGUUAGACGAUUGGGACUAACGUAUUUUAUUCAAUUAUUACAAUUUUUUUUUAAAUAUUAA